ACCUACGAGUGUUGCCCUGGUUACGAGAAGAUCCCUGGAGAGAAGGGCUGUCCUGCAGCGCUGCCUCUGGUGAACAUCUACAACACGCUGGGCGUCGUCGGGGCGACCACGACUCAGAUGUACUCCGACCGAGCGAAGCUGAGAGACGAGAUCGAAGGUCCAGGAAGCUUCACGUUCUUCGCCCCGAGCAACGAGGCCUGGGCCGCCCUGCCCACCGAGAUCCUCGACGCUCUGGUGAGCAACGUGAACAUCGAGCUGCUCAACGCUCUUCAUUACCACAUGGUGAACCGCCGGCUGACCUCCGAGGAGCUCCGACACGGAUCCUCCUUUGCCUCCAUGUACCAGGACUUCCACGUCCACAUCCACCACUACUCCAACGGGAUUGUGACGGUGAACUGCGCUCGUCUGAUCAAACCUGACCAACACGCCACCAACGGCAUCGUGCACGUGGUCGACCGCGUCAUCACCGCCAUCUCCAACAACGUGCACACGCUCAUCGAUGUCGACGACGACCUGGAAACACUGCGUACGGCCAUCGCUGCCGCAGGUCUGACCAACAUCUUGGAGAGCGAGGGUCAGUACACCAUCUUCGCUCCCACCAACGAAGCCUUUGAGAAGAUUCCUCCACAGACCCUGAACAGGAUCCUGGGAGACCCUGUGGCUCUGAAAGACCUGCUGAACUACCACAUCCUGAAGAACAUGCAGUGUGCAGAGUCCAUCGUGUCGGGGACGCCGAUGGAGACGCUGCAGGGCACCGUGCUGGAGGUCGGCUGUGACGGAGACCAGAUGACUCUGAACGGGAAAGCCAUCAUCACCAAGAAGGACCAGCUGGGAACCAACGGAGUCAUCCACUACAUCAACGAGCUGCUCAUCCCAGACUCAGCCAAAACUCUCCUGGAGCUCGCCGAAGGUUCAACUGUUGCCACGGCAACCAAGCUUUUCGUUGACGCCGGCCUGAGCUCUCACCUGACGGGCUCGGAGGCUCUGACCAUGCUGGCUCCUCUGAACGACGGCUUCAAAGGAAGUCUGACGAUGACGCCCGACAUGAGGAGGCUGAUGACCAAUCACAUCCUGAAGGAGCAGCUGUCCUCCAAGUCUCUGUAUGACGGUCAGGAGCUGGAGACGCUCGGAGGACUCAAACUCAGAGUCUUCGUCUACAGAAACAACCUCUGCAUCGAGAACGCCUGCAUCGCCGCCCAUGAUAAGUUAGGACGCUAUGCCACCAUGUUCACCGUGGACAAAGUUCUCACCCCCCCGAUGGGAACCGUGAUGGACGUGCUGAAGGCUGACGACCGCUUCAGCCUCCUGGUCGGUGUGAUCCAGACGGCAGGUAUGACGGAGCAGCUGAACAAGCAGGGGGGGUUGAUGACCUUCUUCGCUCCCACCAACGACGCCUUCAACGCGAUGCCAAAGCCUGAAUUCAGCAGACUGAUGCGAAACCCUCAGGAGCUGUCAGCGGUGCUCAGGUAUCACCUCGGUGAAGGGAUGCUGGUGAGCGGAGGCGUCAGUGGAUCUCACACCAGACUGAAACCUCUGCAGGGAGACAAGCUGGAGCUCGGCGUGCGGAACCAAACCGUCUACGUUAACAGGAUCCCAGUGGCCGACGCUGACCUGAUGGCGACUAACGGAGUCGUUCACGCCAUGAACAGCAUCAUCAAACCUCUGCCAGUGAGGGUUGACCGUGAACAGGCGGACGGACCUGCAGCUCCGCUCAGAUCAGCUGCUGCCUCCAGGGUCGACUCCAGGAGCUUCAGAGACGAUGAUCUUUUCCAGAAGGUGCUGAAGAGUCGCUCCAGCAGGACGAUGAACCUCAGCCGUUAAACCGAGCGAGAGGACGAGACACACGUCCCAACUCAACAUCUGAGCAACCAAAGAAGAAGAAG
Molecule: messenger RNA, 1883 nt
Organism: Scomber japonicus (chub mackerel)
Lineage: Eukaryota; Metazoa; Chordata; Actinopteri; Scombriformes; Scombridae
Gene: tgfbi
Product: transforming growth factor, beta-induced
Exons: 15
Coding region: 118-1821 (567 amino acids)
Biological process (GO): cell adhesion; extracellular matrix organization
Cellular component (GO): extracellular matrix
Molecular function (GO): cell adhesion molecule binding
Source: RefSeq, a predicted model, not a curated record